Molecule: messenger RNA, 5315 nt
Organism: Oenanthe melanoleuca
Lineage: Eukaryota; Metazoa; Chordata; Aves; Passeriformes; Muscicapidae
Gene: ZBTB5
Product: zinc finger and BTB domain containing 5
Exons: 2
Coding region: 459-2483 (674 amino acids)
Biological process (GO): regulation of transcription by RNA polymerase II
Cellular component (GO): nucleus
Molecular function (GO): RNA polymerase II cis-regulatory region sequence-specific DNA binding; DNA-binding transcription factor activity, RNA polymerase II-specific; protein binding
Source: RefSeq, a predicted model, not a curated record
GGGCCGGAGCGGCGGGAGCGGGGCCGGGGCCGAUCCCAGGCCCGAUCCCGGUACCCAUCCCAGUCCCCAUCCCAGCCCGGUCCCAGUCCCAUCCCACUCCCGAGCCCAGUACCCACCCCAGCACCCACCCUGAGCCGCGCACGGCCCUUCCCGCACGGACACCGCAGGUGAGCGGGGCGGGGGCGGCGUGAGGCGGACCCCACUGACCCCAGCGUCGGGGCGGGACCGGGGCUCUCCGGACUCCCUUUUAUAUCCCGUGUGCGGCACUUAACGGAGUCCCCGGCUGCGUCUGCACCGGUGCUGAUGCAGCGCUGGGAUGCAGGUGCCUCUCUGGGAGGGGCACAAGCCUUGAGUGUUCCAGGUGAUGCGUAAAGCAAACAGAACGCGGAAAAAAAGGGCACUGUCUUGAGAAGAGCACCUUUGGGCAGGAGAUCUCUGGUUGUCCAGCAGGCAGGACCAUGGAUUUCCCGGGGCACUUUGAACAAGUCUUCCAGCAGCUCAACUACCAGCGGCUGCACGGGCAGCUGUGCGACUGUGUCAUCGUGGUGGGCAACCGGCACUUCAAGGCGCACCGCUCGGUGCUGGCCGCCUGCAGCACGCACUUCCGCGCGCUCUUCACCGUGGCCGAGGGCGACCAGAGCAUGAACAUGAUCCAGCUGGACAGCGAGGUGGUGACGGCCGAGGCCUUCGCCGCGCUCAUCGACAUGAUGUACACCUCCACGCUGAUGCUGGGCGAGAGCAACGUGAUGGACGUGCUGCUGGCGGCGUCCCACCUGCACCUCAACUCGGUGGUGAAGGCCUGCAAGCACUACCUGACGACGCGCACGCUGCCGCUGUCGCCGCCCAGCGAGCGCGCGCAGGAGCAGAGCGCGCGGCUGCAGCGCUCCUUCAUGCUGCAGCAGCUGGGGCUCAGCAUCGUCAGCUCGGCGCUGGGCGCGGCGCCGGGCGCGGAGGAGGCGGCGGGCGCGGCGGGGCUGGCGCUGCGCGGCGGGCUGGAGCCGCGCGCCGCCUUCCCCGUGCGCCGCCUGCACAAGCGCAAGCAGUCCGGCGAGGAGCGCGCCCGCCAGCGCGUGCGCCCCGCGCUGGACGAGCCCGGCCCCGACGGCGCCGCCGAGAGCGGGCAGCCCGUCGUGCACUCGCGGGAGGACUUCUUCUCCCCGGACUCGCUCAAGAUCGUGGACAACACCAAGGCCGACGCGGCGGCGGAUAACCAGGAGGACAACACCAUCAUGUUCGACCAGUCUUUUGGCGCUCAGGAGGAUGCUCAAGUGCCCAGCCAGUCUGACAACGGCGGGGGGAACAUUUCCCAGAUGUCCCUGGCGUCCCAGGCCACUCAGGUGGAAACCAGCUUUGACCAGGAGGCUGCUGCUGAGAAGAGCAACUUCCCGUGCGAAAACCCGGAGGUCAGCCUGAACGAGAAGGAGCACAUGAGGGUGGUGGUGAAGUCGGAGCCGCUGAGCUCCCCCGAGCCUCAGGACGAGGUGAGCGAUGUCACCUCCCAGGCGGAGGGCAGCGAGUCUGUGGAGGUGGAGGGAGGAGUGGUGAGCGCAGAGAAGAUAGAGCUGAGUCCCGAGAGCAGCGACCGCAGCUUCUCGGACCCUCAGUCCAGCACCGACAGGGUGGGAGAUAUCCACAUCAUGGAGGUGUCCAACAACCUGGAGCACAAGUCUUCUUUCAGCAUUUCAAAUUUUUUGAAUAAAAGCAGAGGAGGUGGCUUUGGCGCCAGCCAAAACAACGACGACAACAUUCCCAACACCACCAGUGACUGCAGGAUGGACAGCGACGCCCCUUACCUGAUGAGCCCGGAGUCAGGGCCCAACAGUGGCCACUCCUCUGCCGCCGUGUCCCACGUGGAGAACCCGUUCAGCGAGCCCACGGACUCGCACUUCGUGAGGCCCGUGCAGGAUGUGAUGGGCCUGCCGUGCGUGCAGAGCUCCGGGUACCGAGCAGCGGAGCAGUUCGGGAUGGACUUCCCGCGCUCGGGGCUGGGCUUGCACUCGCUGUCCCGGGCCAUGAUGGGCUCGGUGCGCGGCGGGGCCGGCGGCUUCCCUGGCUACCGCCGCAUCGCCCCCAAGAUGCCGGUGGUGACCUCGGUGCGGGGCUCGCAGCUGCAGGAGAGCUCCUCGGGCUCGCAGCUGAUGCUGAACGGCAGCUCCUCCUUCGAGGGCGGGCACCUGUCGCAGCCAGGCCCGCCGCAGCUGACCCGCGCCUCGGCCGACGUGCUGUCCAAGUGCAAGAAGGCUCUGUCGGAGCACAACGUGCUGGUGGUGGAGGGCGCCCGUAAGUACGCCUGCAAGAUCUGCUGCAAGACCUUCCUGACGCUGACGGACUGCAAGAAGCACAUCCGCGUGCACACGGGGGAGAAGCCCUACGCCUGCCUCAAGUGCGGCAAGCGCUUCAGCCAGUCCAGCCACCUCUACAAACACUCUAAGACCACCUGCCUCAGGUGGCAGAGCAGCAACCUGCCCAGCAGCCUGCUGUGAGGCGGCCGGGCGGGAGGAGCCUCGCCUGGGGCGGGGGCGGGCGCACAGGGCGUGCCGCGGUGCCGCACACGCAGCCUGGCUGCGCCAUUGGGGAUAUCCGGUACCUACCUCGCGGGUGCCGCCGCCGGGACCGCGCGGCGGGGAUGGGGAUGUGGCCCCCGGGGCCAGGCAGCCCCUUUGCAGGGCAGAGGGCUGACAGCUCGGGGGUCUCCUGAAACAGCACGCUUUCAGCACGUGCAACUUCCUUUCCUUUUUUUUUUUUGUUUUUGUUUUUUUUCUCUAAAGCAUUUUGUAACAGUGAAAGCAUUUAAAUGAUUACUGUAACAUGAAUUGCCGCAUUAUGUGAGGACAGUGGUGCGGGCUCCUAACCCUUAAACGAGAAAAACAGCUUAGGCUGCACCUGCCUGACAUAGUGCUUUAAAAUACGCUACUUAUGACAAUAGUUCUAGGAUUAUGAAUGUAUGUUUGGCUGUUUUGUAGUAAAGGACACUGUGUAAUCAAGGUGCUUAAAUUAAAUCCCAGACAAAUAACUUUUGGACUGCCAGGUGUACAUAUAACUUUAAUACAGCAAGAUCUGGAUGUUUGGCUGGUUUCUUUUUUCUUUUUCAGUAGAAACGAGUAUUAAGUGGUAAGUGAAGUACUGUCUCUUGUUUGUGCUAUUCCUAGCAGUAUUUUAACCAGUUUGUAUCUCCUAUGUUGCAAUUCUGUAUAGGCAGAAGUUUGAACAGAGCUUGUUCUUUGUCAGUUGUUUUGAAGGAGAGGGGAUUUGUGAUGGCUUUUUAUGCCACGUAAGACAGUAUCUCGCUGUUCCAGAUGCCCACAGUCCAUCUGGUCCCCAUUAUGGCGUGAGCACAUUGUCUUUUCCUCUUAUCUCCAGGCUUUAGUUUCCUGCCCUGCACACUUAGUGACUUCCCUUCGCAGCUGUGGAUCUGUCCUUGGAGCAGAUUCCUCCUAGGUCAGGAGCAGUGCUCGUUUGGCAUAUUGCACAGAAUCACAGAGUCUGCUGAGCUGGAAGGGACCCCUCAGGAUCACUGUGUCCAGCUCCUGGCCUUGCAGAGGAGCCCCAGCAAUCCCAUCUUGUUCCUGAGAGAGAUGUGCUAAGACUUCUUUACCUCAGGCAGCCUUGGGGUUGUGACCCUGUCCCUGGGGAGCCUGUUCAGUGCCAGACCACCCUCUGGGUGAAAAACCUGUCCUGACAGCCAGCCUGAACCUCCUCUGAAUCAGCUUCAGCCUAUCCCUCAAGUCCUGUCACUGAGAGUGAAGAGAUCUGUAGCUGCUCUUCUGCUGCUGCUCAGGAGGAUGUUGAGGAGCCCAGGGAGGUCUGACCUCAGUCUCCUCCAGGCUGAGCAAAUCAAUUCCCCCUUGAAACUUCAUCCAGACCCCUCACCAGCCUCAGGCCUCCUUUGGACAUUCUCCAACAGCUUGAUGUCUUUUAUCUGAAGGUGCUCAGAAUUGCCCUCAGCAUUUGAGGUGAGGCUGCCCCAGAGCAGAGCAGGACAAUCCCCUCCCUGACCCAGCUGUGGCACCCCCAGGGCAUGCCUGGUCCUGCUGGGCACUGCUGGCUCAUACUCUGUGAAAUGUCCUUGUCAAAUCCACUUAAGCUAGUGUCAUAAAAGUACAUACAUUUAUAAAAGGAUAAUGUAAAUUUAAUUCUGAAAAAUGGCACUGUGCACAUGCAGCAGAAAUUUGUUGUUCUCUGUGUGAAUCAUGUAAAUCUCUUUUUAAUUUCCUCUUCUUUGGUGCCACCUUAACUCCACGCUGCCUGCAGUCUCCUUUCUUCCUUGUCAAAGGUGCACACGAACUGGUGCUCAGCAUUCUUAGGUUUUAAAAUAAACUUUCAGAGCGCUUGUGGUGAUGAUAAAUCCUGCUCAGCUGAGGGCAUGCAGCUCAGCUCAAGGCUGCAGCGUGUCCCUCUGCUCAGGUGAGACAGAGGAUUCCCAGCACCUGCACUAUCAGCGUGUCCUUUGCACCUUGACCAUCUGAGGAAUGCAGAAACACAGGAGAUGGUUGGACUAAUUCCUUUAAAAUGUUAGUAUUUUGUUAUAGGGUUUACUUAAUUUUCAUAUCUCUGGCUUUUGAUUAUUUUUUUUUAAAGCAUUAAAAUAGCACGGUUUUUUGAAGCAGUGGGAUGUGCUGUGUUUUGUUUUAAAUAAUUUCAGUAUUGGGGACUAACAGCAUUGAGCUGCAUAAACACUCAAAUAUCAAUAAAAUGCAGUAUUUUGUACUUUAGUAUUUUCUUGUGUUGCUUAAUUAAGUAACACUGUUUUAUCUUCAUUGCAUUUCUAGUGUUUUGCUUUUUAAAAACAACUAGGUUUUUUUCAUUUUCUGUUUCCUGUGGCACAUCCAAAUUUGUUGAAUUGUUACAAUGUUUGGGAAUAAAGCAUCUCUUUGCGCAAGGAGACUAAUUAGGAACUAAUGUGAGCUGAUAAACACUUAACUGGACUUUUGAACUGUUUUUAUAAACAUUUUAAUGUGGAGUAUUAGUGCAGGAGGACUUCUGUAUUCUUUCUUUGAGAAAAAGUGUGGAGCAUUUUUGGAAGCAGCAGGUUUAAGUUCCUUUGCUGGUUUAAGUGCAGAGGGGCUGCUCCAGGCCUGGAGCCUGCGGCUGCCUCGUGGCUCUGAGUCUUCCUGAACGAAGCAAUAAAUUCCUGGGGAUAGCAUGAACCAGUACCUGGGUGAUGAUCAGAAAUCAGUAACUGCAGUGGAGGGUGCCUCGCCCCACGGCCUGGAGAGCUCACGCCACUGAGUUGCGCUCGGAAUGGAACUUUGCAAGCGUGGAGGUGUCGGGGUGUCUGUUCCAAACACCUGGAAAUAAACCCUACGUUUUUGUGC